Molecule: messenger RNA, 2442 nt
Organism: Homo sapiens (human)
Lineage: Eukaryota; Metazoa; Chordata; Mammalia; Primates; Hominidae
Source: RefSeq, a predicted model, not a curated record
GCAGUGCGGCGCCUAGAGGGAAAGCGAGAGGGAGACGGACGUUGAGAGAACGAGGAGGAAGGAGAGAAAAUGGCGUCCACGGAUUACAGUACCUAUAGCCAAGCUGCAGCGCAGCAGGGCUACAGUGCUUACACCGCCCAGCCCACUCAAGGAUAUGCACAGACCACCCAGCAGGCAUAUGGGCAACAAAGCUAUGGAACCUAUGGACAGCCCACUGAUGUCAGCUAUACCCAGGCUCAGACCACUGCAACCUAUGGGCAGACCGCCUAUGCAACUUCUUAUGGACAGCCUCCCACUGGUUAUACUACUCCAACUGCCCCCCAGGCAUACAGCCAGCCUGUCCAGGGGUAUGGCACUGGUGCUUAUGAUACCACCACUGCUACAGUCACCACCACCCAGGCCUCCUAUGCAGCUCAGUCUGCAUAUGGCACUCAGCCUGCUUAUCCAGCCUAUGGGCAGCAGCCAGCAGCCACUGCACCUACAAGACCGCAGGAUGGAAACAAGCCCACUGAGACUAGUCAACCUCAAUCUAGCACAGGGGGUUACAACCAGCCCAGCCUAGGAUAUGGACAGAGUAACUACAGUUAUCCCCAGGUACCUGGGAGCUACCCCAUGCAGCCAGUCACUGCACCUCCAUCCUACCCUCCUACCAGCUAUUCCUCUACACAGCCGACUAGUUAUGAUCAGAGCAGUUACUCUCAGCAGAACACCUAUGGGCAACCGAGCAGCUAUGGACAGCAGAGUAGCUAUGGUCAACAAAGCAGCUAUGGGCAGCAGCCUCCCACUAGUUACCCACCCCAAACUGGAUCCUACAGCCAAGCUCCAAGUCAAUAUAGCCAACAGAGCAGCAGCUACGGGCAGCAGAGUUCAUUCCGACAGGACCACCCCAGUAGCAUGGGUGUUUAUGGGCAGGAGUCUGGAGGAUUUUCCGGACCAGGAGAGAACCGGAGCAUGAGUGGCCCUGAUAACCGGGGCAGGGGAAGAGGGGGAUUUGAUCGUGGAGGCAUGAGCAGAGGUGGGCGGGGAGGAGGACGCGGUGGAAUGGGCAGCGCUGGAGAGCGAGGUGGCUUCAAUAAGCCUGGUGGACCCAUGGAUGAAGGACCAGAUCUUGAUCUAGGCCCACCUGUAGAUCCAGAUGAAGACUCUGACAACAGUGCAAUUUAUGUACAAGGAUUAAAUGACAGUGUGACUCUAGAUGAUCUGGCAGACUUCUUUAAGCAGUGUGGGGUUGUUAAGAUGAACAAGAGAACUGGGCAACCCAUGAUCCACAUCUACCUGGACAAGGAAACAGGAAAGCCCAAAGGCGAUGCCACAGUGUCCUAUGAAGACCCACCCACUGCCAAGGCUGCCGUGGAAUGGUUUGAUGGGAAAGAUUUUCAAGGGAGCAAACUUAAAGUCUCCCUUGCUCGGAAGAAGCCUCCAAUGAACAGUAUGCGGGGUGGUCUGCCACCCCGUGAGGGCAGAGGCAUGCCACCACCACUCCGUGGAGGUCCAGGAGGCCCAGGAGGUCCUGGGGGACCCAUGGGUCGCAUGGGAGGCCGUGGAGGAGAUAGAGGAGGCUUCCCUCCAAGAGGACCCCGGGGUUCCCGAGGGAACCCCUCUGGAGGAGGAAACGUCCAGCACCGAGCUGGAGACUGGCAGUGUCCCAAUCCUUCAAUUGGUGAUUUCUGCUGUGAUGUAAUUGUAUGCAGGGGUUGUGGAAACCAGAACUUCGCCUGGAGAACAGAGUGCAACCAGUGUAAGGCCCCAAAGCCUGAAGGCUUCCUCCCGCCACCCUUUCCGCCCCCGGGUGGUGAUCGUGGCAGAGGUGGCCCUGGUGGCAUGCGGGGAGGAAGAGGUGGCCUCAUGGAUCGUGGUGGUCCCGGUGGAAUGUUCAGAGGUGGCCGUGGUGGAGACAGAGGUGGCUUCCGUGGUGGCCGGGGCAUGGACCGAGGUGGCUUUGGUGGAGGAAGACGAGGUGGCCCUGGGGGGCCCCCUGGACCUUUGAUGGAACAGAUGGGAGGAAGAAGAGGAGGACGUGGAGGACCUGGAAAAAUGGAUAAAGGCGAGCACCGUCAGGAGCGCAGAGAUCGGCCCUACUAGAUGCAGAGACCCCGCAGAGCUGCAUUGACUACCAGAUUUAUUUUUUAAACCAGAAAAUGUUUUAAAUUUAUAAUUCCAUAUUUAUAAUGUUGGCCACAACAUUAUGAUUAUUCCUUGUCUGUACUUUAGUAUUUUUCACCAUUUGUGAAGAAACAUUAAAACAAGUUAAAUGGUAGUGUGCGGAGUUUUUUUUUCUUCCUUCUUUUAAAAAUGGUUGUUUAAGACUUUAACAAUGGGAACCCCUUGUGAGCAUGCUCAGUAUCAUUGUGGAGAACCAAGAGGGCCUCUUAACUGUAACAAUGUUCAUGGUUGUGAUGUUUUUUUUUUUUUUUUAAAUAAAAUUCCAAAUGUUUAUAAAGA